AUGAGGGUAGAAUGUCCUGUUUACCUCCAGUUACAGGCUCUGCAGUCUGUGAUGAAACACGAGUGUGUCGGGGGAAAGUCUGACGGCUCACUUAGAAGCAAAUAUUCUGUCAAACCUGACACGCAGAGGAAUCCGAGCGCCAACAAGAACAUCAAGAAGCAGUGGGUGAUGGACAAUGAGGACAAGCAGGUGGGUGAACCCAGUGGUUGGGCUCCUUCUACACUGGGAGGACCGACUGAGGAGCCCAGGAAGACGUGGGUCCCCAGGACACCUGCUGCCGCUCAAAUACAACCAACGGAGGGGUCUCAAGUGAAUGCACCUUCUUCUGGAGAGGCUCAAAAGACAUCAGCUCCUCAGAAGAAGAUCGAGGAGCCACCGGUUACCUCUGCAAUCAAGACGAAGCAGGUGGUGACCAAGAAGAUCACGAGAGAGGCUCUGCCAUCGGCCGAGGAGAUCGACAGGCUGUUGGCGAAGAAAAGAUCGCCCACGCUCCGCAGGAGGUGUUCCAACAUGGUGUCGUCACUGACCAAAAGCUGGAAGAAGGUGGAGAAAGAGCAGAAGUUCGGGGAAAAAGGAGCAAGAGCAGCAAAGUCACAGACGGGUGGUUUAGAUAAAGAGGAGUGUGGAUAUCGUGAGAAAGAAGAUGAUGCUCAAACACACACGGGAAACACUUUGAAAGAAUCAGAGGAAAAAGACGGUGAAGGAGACUUUGAGACAUGGGUGAAGAUUAAAAGACCUUCAGUUCCAAAAUACAAAAACGAAGCUGAAGAUGCCAACAAGAUCAAUGCUCUCUCCAAGAAAUACAGCGCCGUGGGAAUCCUGAAGAGCCGCUGGCAGAGCUGGGCCUCGGAUCACACGGUGACCCAGAGACUAAACCCCUUCAGCGAGAACUUUGACCACGACUACUCCAUGUCCCUCCGCCUCCAGAAGGGCGAGGAGGGCUACGGACGCCCCAAGGAGGGAACCAAAACAGCGGAGCGCGCCAAACGAGCCGAGCAGCACAUCCACCGCGAGAUCGCUGACAUGUGCUUCGUGAUCCGGACAAUGGCCGACCCGGACCCGGACGGGAAGACCCGCAUCACGUUCGGGGAGCUGUUCGACAGAUACGUGCGGAUCUCCGACAAGGUGGUGGGGAUCCUGAUGAGAGCCAGGAAGCACGGGAAGGUGGCGUUCGACGGGGAGAUGCUGUGGCAAGGCCAGGAUGAUGGGGUGAUCAUUACGCUGCUGGUGUGAUGCUAACUACCAUUUACAGUUGUUAUCAGACGUGGGCUAAGAGGAGGAUUGAGAACACAGUUUGGCCUGGUUCUGCUCACUGGACUCCUGCAGAGCAAUGUCACAGGGAUACAGACGAGUCAAAGCUUGGGGAGUCAUUUUGAGGUUUUGAUUCACGAGCUCUGGAAGAGAUGAAGUCCUGGAUUCUUGGCCUCUCGUGUGUCUCUCCUGCAUUUGCUCUACGCCUCAUGUUGAUGAGAUAUUUAAGUACGUGUUAAUACGCCAAACAACCGGCGGCUCUGCAGUAAUUCAGACACGGAUUUGGUUUCAUCGCCUGAAUUCCUGCAGCUCAGCACUCAUUAGACUGUAGCAGGCACAAUGCAGGGGAACAGAGCCGAGCACAGCACUUUUAAAUCUCACGGCCUGUUAGACUGAGGCUGUUAUAAUUAAUGCAAAGGCAGACUAGGACUCUCUUGAGGUAUAACCCCCCCCCCCCGUUAUUGAUUUAUCAGGUUUUGUCAAAUCCCACACAGAACACAAACACAAAGAAAUACAGGCACCUGGUUAUGUACUGUAGAGUCAAAGCUCAACUACUGAACCACAUGGUGAAAGUUUUUAAUCUACCUUUAUUUAAGUAUUCAGUUAAAAGUAAAAGUAGUGUAGUGUACAGUAUUCAGUGAAAGGUAUUUUUAGUUUUUGGGCCACUAGGGGGCAACAAUAAGAAGCUGUGAGCACGUCUCAUUAUCCUUUAAGUUGAUGAGUGGGUUUCUUGUUUUUCAAACUAUUCAACACAAGUUGGUGCCACUGACUUUCCAUCAACGUCUCUGUGUUGCAGGCUCAAUACACUUUGUUUAAGUUAAAGCAAGAAUAUUUGGACUUUUUCUGUAUAAUUUGGAUUUGAACUUAUUAUAUUUUGCCUCUACAUUUGCACAUUAAGUGUCCUCCUGUAAAACAUUUGAUAAAAACCCAUUAAGACCUUUAAAAAAUAGAGGAGAUCAGGAAGAAGACAGAAAAACACUCUGUGACACGUACGUGUUACCAAUGCAACAAAUAGAGACUUCCUCAUACUGCACAUUAUCUCUUCAUCAAUGAAUAAUGAUGCUUGAUGCAUGAAGCAGCCGUCUGGGACAGAUUCUGAUUCCUUCUUGCAGUAACUGCACCACCUGCCCUAGUGAGACACUGCAGCCUGAAGGGACCUGCAGCUUCUCCCCUGCAUCUGCUUCCAUUUUGACUUACGAGUGCAGCGGUUGUAAACCCGCCUGGUUGGACUGAUUUACUCGGCCUGUGUUAACGCUCUGCAGUCUACUUCAGAAUAAUACUGCCCUGUCAUCAGUGAAUCCUCCUCAAAUGGUUGUAUAUCAAACUGUCUCUUUUUUUAAUGUUUCUGUGCUGAGCGUUUUGCGCAGAGUGUUUUAUAAAGUGCCUAUGGUGCAGAGUGAAAACUUUGCAUUUAUCCUACCUGGUUUAUCUGCAAUGAAAAUGAAUUGAAAUUAA
This is a messenger RNA of Platichthys flesus (European flounder), 2706 nucleotides long. It is a transcript of the gene abrab, whose product is annotated as actin binding Rho activating protein b. Gene Ontology annotation, cellular component: sarcomere. Bases 1 to 1233 code for a protein of 410 amino acids. Lineage: Eukaryota; Metazoa; Chordata; Actinopteri; Pleuronectiformes; Pleuronectidae. Gene Ontology annotation, biological process: positive regulation of Rho protein signal transduction; positive regulation of transcription by RNA polymerase II. The transcript is spliced from 3 exons. Gene Ontology annotation, molecular function: actin binding. The record is from RefSeq and is a predicted model, not a curated record.